UGAAUGAUCAAACUAUUCAAGUAAAUAACACAGAAUAUCAAAGUAUCUAAACUAUAUGCUGAGGAGUCUUUCAGCCUGAUGACACGUUCAUCCUGAACCCCCAGUCACACAUGUAGCACCAUUAGCACGCUCCAAUCACUUUCGGGGAAACUUGUCACGAUUUUAAUCGUUUUGAAGACAAACUGAGGUUCAUGAAAAAUAAAAAAAAUAAAAAAGACACAUGUAAACAUCACUGUGUGGGAAAUUUGACAUCAUAGCCCCAAAACAAAACUUGUGUAAGUUGCCUGUUCACCCCCUCUUUUUGGAUAAUGGUACGCUCCCUCCUAACAGUGUUUGGUCUUUCCCUCUUCACUCCCGACGACUUGGAGGCGGUGGCUGGGAGUACGUAUGUAAUAAAUGGCACCUCUGGGAGAAAGGAGGCUUUCUGUGUCGGGGAGCCAGCAGCACGCGAAGAGCCAAUUUUAAUAUCGCGCACCACGACUUGCCUUUUUUAUUUGCCGGAUUUAUCCCGUUUUUGAAAGCGAACAGAGGACGGCCGAAGUUUGCGAGCUUCACUGAAAUGUAGACUCAUUAUCCUGAAGGAGGAUGGUGUGGGGGUAGUUACAUGGAGUUGGGACUGGGAGCUGUUCUCGAAAGGAUAAAGGUGGGGCAUAGUGUUGAAAAACUUUCCUUUGUUCCCCGCGGAACGACCAGACGCUGACUAGGUUGGAUAAAGUCUUUACGCACGGUCUGCGCACACAGAUUUGCAAAAAGCCGAGAUGCGCCUGUUGAGCACGCCGUGCUGGUGUUUCAGCGGAGGCAUCCGAGGCGGACUAAACAAGUCCGGCAUGGUGCGUUUACUUUUCCUCCUCGCGAUCGCGCUGUCCUGUCACGGCUGUCCGCAGAAAUGUUUGUGCUCCUCGCAAACUGUGAAAUGCCAGAACCAGGACCUGGACGCGAUUCCGCGUUCCAUCCCGGACAAUACCAAACUGCUGUUCGUCACAGGAAACAGCAUUUCCCGUAUUAGUGCUGCCUCUUUCCCAACCCGCCUGAAUCAAUUAACAGAUCUCUAUCUCAGUGGGAAUGAGAUGGAGUUUGUGGAUGAAAUGGUAUUUUCCAACUUGCCAAACCUGAUGCGGCUGGACCUGAGCAACAACAGAAUCGAGAAUUUCAGCGAAACAGCUUUCCCUGAUGACAGUAAACUGCAGUUCCUGAACCUCAGCAGGUCCUUCCACAAUCAUUCCAACACCGACGUUGUUCUCGAUUUCCUGCGCGGCAGAAGCCUCCUCCAGCUGACAGCCUUGGACUUGUCCAACAACGACCUGGUGAUCCUGCCGGACGACAUAUUCACCGGCCUCCCUAACCUGGUGAACCUCAGCCUGCAGAACAGCUCCAUCAUCACCAUCCAGAACAGGACUCUGAGGGUGCCUCCGCUGCGCGAGCUCGACCUGAGGGACAACAGCCUGAGGGACCUGCCCCCCACCAUGCUCGCGGAGUUCAGCCUCAAACCCGGCCUCCGCAUCCAGCUGGCGGGGAACCCCUGGCGCUGUGACUGCUUCCUCGAGGACAUGCUGGCGUGGCUGAAAAACUCCACGGAGGUCGUCGACACGCAGAACCUGACCUGCGCGGACCCCGACGCCCUGAGACGCCAGCCGCUCUUGCAGUUGGACCAGUCGCAGCUGAAGUGUAAGAGCAACAUGGAGGGCGUGCUGGAGACUUCUUACGUGUUCCUGGGACUGGUGCUGGCCCUGAUCGGUGUCAUAUUCCUGCUGGUGCUCUACCUGAACAGAAAAGGCAUCAAGCGGUGGAUGUACAACAUCCGGGACGCUUGUAGGGACCACAUGGAGGGGUAUCAUUACAGGUACGAGAUAAACUCUGACCCACGUUUGGCCAACCUGAGCAUCAAUUCGGAUGUGUGAGGGAGGACGGGACACUGUCUGGGACCCCGCAGUGAGCUCUUAAACGACUAUACAUUAUUAAGAUUUGCAUGAAAGUCUUCCUCCCCUCCUCCUUUCCCCCCAAUGAUACUAUUUAGACACCACACCUGUCACAGCUCCUUAUUAACCCCUCUCACAACUUCCCGUUCAACCGCUGGCGCAUGUCCCGUACUGGCAGCUGUUAGGUCACUUGAGUUUUUAUCGCGUGACGUUGUUCGGACAAUGAAUCAUGGUUUCAAGUUUUUUUUUUUUUUUUUUUUUUGGAGAGCCACAGAGAGGGAUAUGUUCUAUUUUUACUUUUCCUAAAGGAUAAACGGAUGGAGUGCAUUGACUGUAAAGUGAACGAAACUUCCCCUGCAUCUUUGUCAAUAUGCAUCUGCGGCAGAGAAAUGUUACAUUGCUUGAGUUUGUGCUUUUUAACUUGUCAGUACGUGAUAUACAAUAUGCCUUUUUUUUUUUAACGAUAAUAGUUGAAAUUGCAUAGCCUUUUGAAAUUUACUAGGUGGAUGUGAUUGCUCCUUUUUUUUUUUUUUCUGUGAAGAUAUUCAGCUAAAUAAAAUGCCUCUGGAUUGCUGGUA
Mugil cephalus (flathead mullet) is the source of this 2494-nucleotide messenger RNA. It is a transcript of the gene tpbg, whose product is annotated as trophoblast glycoprotein b. Gene Ontology annotation, biological process: negative regulation of canonical Wnt signaling pathway. The transcript has a single exon. The record is from RefSeq and is a predicted model, not a curated record. Gene Ontology annotation, molecular function: protein binding. Gene Ontology annotation, cellular component: plasma membrane. Bases 759 to 1898 code for a protein of 379 amino acids. Lineage: Eukaryota; Metazoa; Chordata; Actinopteri; Mugiliformes; Mugilidae.